Molecule: messenger RNA, 5624 nt
Organism: Poecile atricapillus (Black-capped chickadee)
Lineage: Eukaryota; Metazoa; Chordata; Aves; Passeriformes; Paridae
Gene: PRORP
Product: protein only RNase P catalytic subunit
Exons: 8
Coding region: 512-2278 (588 amino acids)
Biological process (GO): tRNA 5'-leader removal; mitochondrial tRNA 5'-end processing
Cellular component (GO): mitochondrion; mitochondrial ribonuclease P complex
Molecular function (GO): protein binding; ribonuclease P activity
Source: RefSeq, a predicted model, not a curated record
UCCACGCGCGGGCGCGGGCCCCUCACGCGCUUCCGGGCCAAUGGGAAGCUGGCCUGUUCUAGCCUGGGGCACGCGCCUGCCGCGCAUGGCCGCCGCGCGCUGCGUCAGGAAAUCCCCUGACUUGGACAAAGGCAGGAAGAAAAACCCUGUGCUUUUUGUGCAGCUGCGUCAACUUUGCCUUUCUGCGUGCAACAUAAGCAGUACACAUCAUUGCUGUAACCAGCAAACAGGAAUCAUAAUACGCAAAACAUCUUCUCUAGAAAGAAAGAUACUCUCAUUUUGCAUGAUCAUCCUCACAGUCCAAGAGACUGAUUUUUGUGAAAAAAGAUUUUACCAUUUUUUGUGUCUGUAAAAGACUAAAAGGACUCACAGAACAAGCAUUUGGAAACAGAAGCUUAUACAGCUUGACAUCCCUUGGGCUUUUAUUAAUGAACAUCCCCCUGCAAACUGUAUUUUUCAUUUUAUAACUAUCAGAUACAGUGAGGUAAUUGUGAGGUAAUCUUGUUUUGUGAUGGCACUCCUUUCUCAAGCUAGUCAGCAGGGUUUUCAGGCUUUGCUAUGGAAAUGUCACAUGUUCUGGCCUGUUUCAAGAUGCCAACAGCUGUUUGCUGCUUCUUUCAGCAUCCCUAAUAGGGAAAAAAUUAACUAUUUCAGUUUUAUGACAUCUUCCAGCACUGCAUUACCAGUGGACCCCAAAGAAACUGAUGUCUUACCUACCAAGAAAAGGUCUGAAAUUGAUUGCGAAGAAGGAAAAGGAUGGGAUGAGGAGAUUAAAGAAAUACCUGAAGGGAAAUUCCGCUUUUCUUCCUCUGUUGGAGCUGCAAAGAAAUGGUCAAUGAGUCGUGUUCUGUCAAGGCAUAAGUUUAGCAAUGUACAACCUCCAGAAAAACCUUUACAGGCUGAGGAAUGGAACAAACUAAGGGAGGAUUUCCAAUUACCUGAAAUAUUUGAGGAGGUGAUGUUGAACAGUAUGAUAAGGUGCAACAGCCCCAUUGAUGUGGCCAAGUCCUUGCUGACCCAUGUGGCAAAGCGUAAUGGUGACAUUGCAUACAAUGUGUUGGUCAAAUACCUGACACUGUGUGUCCAGCAGGGACAGGUUUCAGAAAUCCGUGAUGUGUAUGACAUAAUGAAAGUCAGGUUUAAGAUUUUAGAAAGUGGGGCUUACAACCUUCUGGUCAAGGGGUUGAGCAAUUCAGAUCAAUGGAGAAUGGCCUUGACUCUUUUGGAAGAAGUGAAAAAGAUUAUGAUUCCGUCACGGACGUGCUACGAGUCUUGUAUCAAAGCAGCCAGCCGUCACCAAGAAAUGAAACUCGCCUUUGAACUGUACAAUGAAAUGUUGGCUAAAGAUGUGGUCCCAACCUUGCAUGUCCUGCAGUCGUUUUUUGACUUCAGCAGGGGUAUGAAAAGUGCUGAGUUACAAAAAGAGCUCUUUGGUAUCCUCUUAUAUUUGAGAGAGAACCAAAUAUACCCUCACAAAACAUUUAUGCGGAGUAUAAAGCUAUGGUUUGAAAGUAUACCAGGAGGGAACUGGAGAGGACACCUGACCAACAUUAAAGACAGUGGACAAUGCCCAGUUUGCAAGCAUCAGCUGGAGGACAGUAACCUCACUGAAGAGGAGUACAGUAAUCUCAGUGAGAGAAUAAUAAGGGACGUGAUACAUGGAACUGACACUUUUAGAAAGACAAGUCCAAAGGAAUUUGAGGCCUUUCAAGCAUUUGUGGAAAAUCGACUUCCGUUUGAUAUUGUUAUCGAUGGACUCAAUGUUUCCCACAUAAAAUCCAGAAGGAUGCAGUGUGAAAAUCUGUUUGAUGCUGUCAACUGCCUGGCAAAAGAGAAUGCCCGGUUGCUUGUGCUGGGCCGCAAACAUAUGCUGAUGAACUCUUCAAAUUGGAAAAGAGAAAUUAUGAAGGAGAUACAGAAUAAGGCAGACUUCUUCUUUGCUGAAAAUAUCUCUGAAGAUGAUGCCUUCUUGUUAUAUGCCACUCUCCGAUCAGGCAAGCAUUGCAGGUUUGUUACUAGAGACUUCCUGCGGGAUCACAAGGCUUGUCUCUCUGACAGUCUGACACGUCACCUGUUCCGUAAGUGGCAGCGUGGGCACCAGAUAGUGUUCUUCUCUUCUGCAGAAGGAAGGAGUAUAAAUUUUUUGCCUGCUUUACAUUAUGACUGUGUGGUACAGACUACAGGUGAUACAUGGCAUAUUCCCUAUAAAGACGUUUAUGAGGAAAAAUAUUCAUAUCAAGUACCAAGAAAAUGGCUCUGCAUUCAACAGAAAUUAUGAAGAAUGUAACUGGACAAGCUGAAGCUGCCUUUCUUGUAAUCACUGUUGCUGGCUAGGAGAACUCAGCAGGACAGUUAUGGGAUUAAUGUGUGAGGUGUGUAACUAAAGAAAACUGAGUGACUGCUUUUGCCAAAAUCAUUCCUGCAUAUAUCUCUUAGCAUCAGUGGUGGUCCAGUGAAGAUGAAUUAUGUCCAUUAUUUCCAUUUUUACUGGCAGUUUUCGUAAUUUGAAUUAAAACUUGAUUUUUCCUGUUGGAAUUAUUGUUUGGGCAUUUUUCUUUUAUUUUUUCUCAAGCUUUUCAUCUACGCUGAAAUGUAUAAACUCUGUACGUUGAAGAAAUUAAGCAAGACUUGCAAAGUACCUUCAGAGUUUGUGGUGCUGACCUUGUGCAAGAGUGUUGCACAAUGUGUGCCUCUAUUCAGUGGAGCUAAGGGGGACAAAUGGUACAUUUACCAUUUGCCAGACACACAGAGAACUAAGACUUCCUCACUGUAAUUAGAAUUUGUUUGAUCUCAUAGAAUGCAAGAGAUGGGUUAGAAGAACACAUAGCAAUCAUUUGUUUGGAAGAAUAAGGAAAUAACCAGUGGAAUGUUUUGUGGCUCUUUCACACUCCUAAAUUUGCCCUUUCUGACAGGAUUUGGCAUCACUACAAUAGUUUGCUGAUGGACUUUUUAAAUGAAAAUGGAUAGACAGAAAUUCUUAAAGACAAUAAUAGGACAAAAUUGAUUCUUGUACAUUUCUAUAAAAUCUAUCCAGAGUUAUAAAGCAAAAAAACUGUAUUAAUUACAGAAAAAGUGUUUUAAGUUAUUUGUAAGUGUGUGUGGUAAAUGUGUUUAUUGCACUUACAACUUUAAUGCAAACAUUUCUCCCCCCAAAACAUAGAAAUGCCACAUAAAUCUCAGAUGAAAUAUCCUAGGCUUGUCACAUUUGUCUCGUACAAAAAUCCUGUUUGAAACUGAGAUGAAACAUGAAAAUCUUUUUGUAUAGAACUUGCAGUUCUAAGUUCUUGCAGGGCCCCAUGGCAAGCUCCCUCAGGACUCAGCAUUACAGCAUGUUCCCUGCUAUUUUUUCUCCAGGACAGUCCUGAUACAUGUUCUAUUUCUUGUAUCAGUUUGUAAACCAUCAGGUGUGAUUUGCAUACAGUCAUGUCCUUCAGGUACUGUGCAGAAAGUGUAGAGGAGCUAGGUGCCUCUUAAGGUAACAUAAAACCUUGGCUUUAAAUUCAUUAUAUUGUUAGUACUGUUCAUCACAGACCCUUUUCCUGACACAAUAUGACAACUCCUAUGGAGGUCUGCAGGGAAAGCAGAGAGAUUGGAUCUACUCUCAUUCCUCAAUACUUCUAAUUUGUCAGAAGAUUGCUUUUAUAAUUGUUUAAGUCAGAGAACUGCCACAUCUCCUUGAAAGUGGAAAUACACUUUUAAAUUUAAGUGUCUGCUCCUGUGCAGGACUGCUUAGUUAGCAGCUGCUGCUCUGUACGAGGCUCCCACACCCUCUGUAUGAAGUUCUGCAUGGCAUAAGCUGGUGUGAAUCAGUGCUGUUACAGUCUUCCUUUGGUACUAGCUCUGAUGGUCAUGCAGCCCAAAGCAAUGCAGAGCUGGCUCUUAAAAACUUGGUUUUGGCUAGGUCAGAACUGGCAUUGUUGCACUCAUCUAGCAUCAUUGGACAAGUACUGGUACCUGUGUGGGAGCGGGGUUCAAAUGUCAGGCUGCAGAAAGUGGGUCCCUGCAGCACCUCUACCUUAGGUCAGCCCUAGCUGAGCAGAAACUGUACCUUCAGGGUACCCAUUUCAUUGCCAGACAUGUUCAUCUGUUGAAGUUUGUAUUUUACCUCACCCUGGUCAUUAACAGGCAUGCAUAAUAUCCACAUAUAACCAUAAGUGCAUCCUCUACUUCCUUUUUGCUCAGGACAUAUCCCUUAUCAAUCAAUUUGCUUUCACCUCAAAAACUGUUCUUAGGUGAUGCCUUCUAAAUAAUACUACUUCCUAAAUACACUAAUAUACACUAAAUAUACUAGAAUAUUUAGGGAAUGAUGGAACAGAAUAUGGAAUUUACAGCUGGAAGGUAUUACAACAUUGGUGUCAGAUUUGUGACUUCUUUUUUCAAUGUUUUCUGCUCAUACACUUCUCUGCAGAUCCUUACAGGGAAUUAAUGGCCUCUGUGGAACCAAAGGGGAAACAUUAGUGAUGAACCUACAGACUUUCUGGUGUAUACUACCUGUUACAUAUAUGCAUAUGGUAUCCAGAGGCUCAGUUCUGAGGUUAACAAUUUUAAUUUUAUUUAAGACAUCUUUGAAAUAACAUUUGUUUUGUGUUGCUCUAAGUCUUCAAUACUGAAAUACGGUAUUUCAAAAUAACAAUGAAUAUGAGGAUUUGCUUCCAAGUAUCUAAAAGGAAUUCUGACGGUUUCACUGGCAAUAAAAAUAAAUGUGAGAGCUAAACCAAAGCAAAUAACAAAUAGCUGAUCUAUUUGACAUCUACUGCUGUUUAUAUAGUGGUACAGUAAAAAUUCAAGGUCAUUUAUUACACAGAUGUGUUUCAUGCUGAAUGCCAGAAAGGCAACUUUUCCAAACAGUACAGCAAUUGGUACCCCCAAAGAGACACUGACUGCCAUUUGCUAUUACACUGAGUGAGAAUGGGAAUCCAAAGGAACGUGCCCUUAGCUUAGCUUGCUGUGUGCCAUGGAAAUGGAGACACACUGACAAGACAGAGUUGAGAAAGAUGAACUGAGAGCCUGCACUCCAACAUUUAUCACCUCCAAGGUCUCCCACUUACUGCUUUCUAUGUUAAAAAGAUAGUGAGAACAGCUUUCCUCAGGAUCCUGCAACACAGAAUUGGACUCCAUACUCAUCCUCAUCAGAAGGGAUUUAACAUUAAGCCAAACGUAUGAUUGCUCUUCUGAAACAAUGCUGUACUCUGGAAGUAGUGUAACUUCUGAAAAUAGCAUAACUUCCACUCCAUCAUAUCCAUGGUAUUGAGCAACUAUUACUCUAUCUAAUUCAAAUACUGAAUCUUUGAUUCAAAACUUAAGGAUUUUCUUGGUUACUAUUUGGCAAUCAGGCUGAACACUUGUGUCAUGGGGUGGCUUUACCUUUAAGGUGGUUUUGGGAGCUAAGGAAGUUGAAGCUGCUGGCGGCUGAUGGGAGUCUUUCCUCCUGACCAAUUAUCAUCUAAGAAUUGACAGCAGUUUUGACCAUUAAAAAGUGAAGUCAACUUGUGAACAGCCCCUUAAGAUGUACAGUGAAAGCUCUCUUGUCCUCUUUGUGUUUCCGGCUUCUGACAAAGUAACAAGGCUCUGUCUUGGCCUCCUCCCCACCCCCCUCCAGGCCGGACAAGGCUGCAGAAGAGGGG